Messenger RNA from Diuraphis noxia (Russian wheat aphid), 1289 nucleotides. RefSeq lists its product as uncharacterized. NCBI's taxonomy places the organism in Eukaryota, Metazoa, Arthropoda, Insecta, Hemiptera, Aphididae. The record is from RefSeq and is a predicted model, not a curated record.
GCUCAUGUCAUCGACAAUCAAAAGCAACUUAUAAAACACGUGCCCACCGAUCGAAUGGACGCGUUCAAGCUGGAGGCCAAAUGGCCACCCGACAGGAAAUCCACCAUCGAAGCAUCCGAGUUUGGUAUCUACAAGGAGCCGUCUGACGGGAAACGUCUUCGCGGCACUGAUAAGGCCACCGGAUGUCUCCUGGUACUAUCCCUGAUCGCUGCUUCCGCGGUAGUGCUGUACUUUUCGUUUUAUGAUUAUACAACUCCAACCACUCAAAGUGCGUUUACUGGGCCAAUUGUGAGUUACGCAAAAUAUAUAAAAGAAAAAAAUACAGUGACAACUCAAAUGGUUAACCGUUCAACAGACGGGCUUCUAACCACAGUUCUCGGUAUGCAAAAUGYMAACAAUCACACGACACGUGCUUCGGCGGACGACGAAGUUAUUGCCAAGAGGAUUGAUGACGGUGAAUUAGGAAACAGUGGUAGGCACAUGCGUUUGUAUCCACAGYUGGCACCAAAACAGCCGGCAUAUUUAUCUUACGAUUCUAAUUAUUGGAGAAAUAAUUUAAAUAAAAAUAGUAAGCUCGAAUAUACCGAUGGUAUGUAUGGGUUCAAUCGGAGAUCAGAUUUUCCACAAUUGGCAGCUUAUCGAGCGCCGUUCCCGCCAAAGAGCAUCCUGGACGUUAUGAAGUACGUGACUGGGAACCCUCAUAAGRCAAACAUUCCAGAAUACAUGAUAGCACAAGAAUCCAACCAUCAUCAUCGGUACUAUCCUAUCCGACCGGCGGAAGAAGUCAAUAGAUUCCUUCCAGAUGGAAAUAUGCCAAGUGUCAAUUUGAGGAGAUUCCGCAACAAAUUUGGUCCRCCGGUAUUUUUAACGCCACCUAUUACRUCGUUCCCGGAUGACUUUAUGAAGCCACCUGACCUCGAUGCCCGAUAUUCGAUGGAUUUCGAGAGUAACRUACCUUUAGACCUUACGCUACAAGAAGGUUCAGCURGUACACCGACACAUACUGACGUAAUAUUCCGUCCACCUUUUAACAAUGGUUAUCCUGUACCAGAUUCUCCAAAACAAAAAAUAAUUAAAAAUAAAAGAAACAAAAAGCCAAUAAGCGUUAUGUUAGACAUAUAUCCUCUAUCGGAUAAUGAGCAUGAAAAUGAACAAGCUGAGGAAGAUGAAGAAGAAAGUCAUUCUGAGAUGAUUACUUCGUUAAAAAACAAUCUUCAACACUCAGAUUCAGAUAAAUUAUUGUUUCGAUUGAACUUAUAUCCAAAAUUCAGUGAAGGUGGCCGUAGAGU